AUGGCGCCCGCUAAAGGCAGAUUGUUAGCAAAUACAGAUUUCCCUCUUUAUGCCGUUCGUGCAUUGGGCGAUAGACAUUUUCUUGUUGCUGGUGGUGGAGGACAAGCUAAGACAGGUGUCCCCAAUGCUAUUGAAAUCUACGAAGUGAAGUUGGUAAAGAAUCAACUUGUAGCCUCAAGCUUGUGUCGCUAUGAUACUGGGAUUCAAGCCGUUAUGAACUGUGCCACAUUUUACGAUGGUCGGCAUCACAACCUCGCAACUGGACAAGAUGAUGAAUGCCACACAUACUCACUCAAGUAUAAGGUCGUCAUCCCAGAACUAAAAAAAGGAAACACAAAGGAUGAAUCGGUGAGGAAAAGGAAAGGUGAUGAUAAAAAAGAGAAGCAUGACAUCACAAAGCAAGUGACCUUUGACAUCCAGCACUUAGAGAGUGUUCGGUCUGACUUUGACAAAGAUAACAGUUUCCAGAAGGUUGUGAGGUUUGGUUCCGAUGACAAGCUGCUAGCCACUGGUGGUGCAGAUGGCUUUCUACGUGUGUGGAAUUAUCCAGAUAUGAAAAAAGUUUAUGAAGUAAAAGCCCACAAGAGUGACAUUGAUGACCUCGCAUUCAGUCCGGAUGGAAAACAUAUUGUCACGAUAUCCCGAGAAGCAAAUGGUAAAAUAUGGAAUGCCAAAGAAGGCAGCGAAAAUUCCGAUCUGGUUUGGGGUAGUAAUUCACAACAGUAUAGAUUUAGAUGUUGUAGGUACGGUGUUGUAGAAAAUCAAAAGUCUAAGUUUAGUUUGUACACUGUGAGCAUUCCUAGCAAGAGAGACAAAAAACCACAGAACUGUUACCUCACUAUGUGGGACGGAUCCAAGUACAAAGUUAAAAAGAAACAAAAGACUGGAACAGAAAUCUUGUCUUCCUUGGCAGUUAGCGAUGAUGGUAUUUACUUAGGGGUGGGGAUGAUCUCAGGAAGUGUGGCAGUGUACAUUUCAUUUAGUUUACAGAAACUGUAUUAUGUAAAAGAAGUUCAUAGUAUAUUUGUGACGGGAGUUGACUUCCUGUCUGCAUCUGAAGGUGCGCGAGCGGUGACUGGUUCACAGGACUUCACUAUGCUCAGUGUGUCGGCAGACAACUCCGUACGCAUUCAUCAGGUUCCGGUCCGAGGUUCAUUCAGUAUCAUAUGGAUAGUUGUGGGUGCCUUGUUACUGAUCUAUCUAAUGUUCUGGCUGAUGUCAACCAUUGGUAUUUAACCGUCAUCUGUGUAGAACAUACUUCCGGUGAAAUGAAGGUGUGGAUCCAUGGGGGGCGUAAUGUAGUCUGGAAACACCUUGCUCAUGACCCAAAAAAAAUCUGCUUAUUUUAAAGUGCAUUCACCGCCAAUAUACAACUUCAUUUAAGUAGUUGCAUGUAGACAUCCCGGCAAGAAUUCCUGGAUGUGCGUCUGGAAUGACUAUUGAAACCCAAAUGGAAUGUUUAUAAAGCUUAGACAUUCAACUGGAGAAAUAGGUUCUGUUAUAUAACAGUUUUGAAAAAAAAAAAUUAAUAACAUUAGUUAAAGAUUUUAAUAAAACUUUAUGACAAUUAAUCCCAAGUUUCCACGUCGUAGUAGUACCAGGGCCCAUGCCUAUAAAUUGUUUAGUCUAGACUCCAUCUUUAAUGAUGUCACACACAUACAAUUUCUAUGGCGUUGCUAUGAUGUUAAAGUCUGAGACUCAAUGGCGUCUUGAGUCCAGACUCUGCAGGUUUUAUAAGCAUGUUGCCAGCAUCAUUUUAAUUCGAAGCAAUUGUCUUCCUGAGAUUGGAAAGUGCAGCUAAAAGAAAUCUUGCUGCUUAACAAAAGGUCCAUUGUUGGUCAUUGUGGAAGACUACUUACAACAAGCAAGAAAUAAUUUUCACACAUCCCUAGCCAUGAAAGACAGACCCAUUUCAUGAUGUCAGCCCAUGCGGAAUAAACCUGUCUUGCAUGGGCAAGCCUCAUCCUGGGUCGUUAUACCAGUGCAAAUAUGCUCAAUACAAUAUUGUAGUGAAAUCUCAAGAAUGUAGAACAUUGUUUCAUUUGAUAUUAUCUUACUAAACCUGUUAUUGGUAA
Gigantopelta aegis is the source of this 2075-nucleotide messenger RNA. RefSeq names its product prolactin regulatory element-binding protein-like. The coding region runs from base 1 to 1236 and encodes 411 amino acids. The record is from RefSeq and is a predicted model, not a curated record. Gene Ontology annotation, biological process: protein secretion. Lineage: Eukaryota; Metazoa; Mollusca; Gastropoda; Neomphalida; Peltospiridae. Gene Ontology annotation, cellular component: endoplasmic reticulum membrane. Gene Ontology annotation, molecular function: guanyl-nucleotide exchange factor activity; protein binding; GTPase activator activity. The transcript has 9 exons.